Molecule: messenger RNA, 559 nt
Organism: Durusdinium trenchii
Lineage: Eukaryota; Dinophyceae; Suessiales; Symbiodiniaceae
Source: the annotation of a GenBank genome assembly
GAUUUCUUUUGGCCGCUGAAGCGAAGCGUGCCACGGAAUGGGUUCUGCCGCCAAGAACUUGGCAUUACCCGCGGUCCUUGAGGCCUUGGCUGGAGUCUUCAUGAUCCUGCGAGCACAGAAAUUCGAGUUCAGACAUGAUGAGGAUGGCACCGGUGCAGCGCUGGUUGGGAUUGGUGCGAUCGUGUUUGCCCAGUCGAUGAUGGUCUUCAGUGCGAAUCCCCGGCGCGUGCCAAAGGGAGCCUUGAUCGCCUUCAAGGCGGUGCUGUCACUUUGUGCGGUCUACGCAGUGGUGACCACCGCGACGGAGCGCAAGCGUGCGUGGGCAGAAUGGUUCGUUUUCCUGGCUUACUCCAUCUCUUCGGUGCCGGUGUGCUUUAUGAUCUACGCAGCCGGGCUACACGGGAAGACGGAGGAGAAGAGGACGCUGGGCCAGAUCUCUGCCAGUGAGAGAGCUGCUUUGCGUUGAGGGCGAAUUGAGCAGAAACUAAGCCACCAAGGUUGUGGGAAUCAUUCAGUCCUCCAGGAUCCUGGCAAAACCUCGAUGAGCACCAUGAACACC